Paramacrobiotus metropolitanus is the source of this 1256-nucleotide messenger RNA. Its product is annotated as putative gamma-glutamylcyclotransferase CG2811. Bases 85 to 726 code for a protein of 213 amino acids. The record is from RefSeq and is a predicted model, not a curated record. The transcript has 5 exons. Gene Ontology annotation, molecular function: gamma-glutamylaminecyclotransferase activity. NCBI's taxonomy places the organism in Eukaryota, Metazoa, Tardigrada, Eutardigrada, Parachela, Macrobiotidae.
AAUAAAUGAAACGCGUUUUUUAAUAAAUUAUUAGCCAAUAAAUAUUGUUACGCACGGUACCUUAUACCACAGUCGGCACUUGUCAUGAAAUGUGUUUCUCUUUUAUGGAAUAUGCCUUGUGACACUUCUGUCCGAACACGGGAGAAUCAGUUUGUUUCAACUUUGUUCCUGUUGUCAUUGACCGCUAAAGUCGGGUUCUAUGGAGGCGAGCCUAAUUAUUACAUGAUGGAAAAGUGCGACGGUGGACAGAGAGCAAGAUUUGUGGGUGAAGGUGAAACUGUGCGAACAUUCCCGCUGGUCAUUGGUUCACGGUUCAAUGUUCCGCUCUUGAUCGAUCUCCCGGGAGAUGGCCAGAAAAUUUCCGGGGAAAUUUACGCUGUGAACAAAGAGAAGCUAUCGGUACUGGAUGAAUUCGAGGGCGUGCCCAGCUAUUACGUACGCCGCCAGGAGGAAAUCCUGAUGCGACCCAAAGAACGGAUUGCUACUGACAGCGAGGAGCAGCCUUGUACUUACUUCUGCGACAUGUAUUUUAUUCAAAACCAUAAUCCCAAAUUAUUGCGUUUGCCGAUGAUUGGUCGGUAUUCCUCCUUCGAUUCCCAUGGACUCAGAUACAUUCCUCGAACUGUAAACGGCGGACGAGAAAAGACGGAAGAUAUGAUCCGAUGGGAUUCUUUCCCGUUUGUUGCAGUUACUUUGUGGAGACAGCGUGGAAGAUGUUUGGGAUGAAAUACAUUCACCGGAAGUGCACCUUCCAACCUCCACUGUACCUCCUCCUCCGUGGACGGCUUACAAUCCGCCGAACCAAAGAUAACUACGAUUACUGUAGUCUGGUGCAUCUUCUUCGUUUUCCAAAUCCCUGAAGUCAUUCUGGAUGAAUGUUACCAGCUUUUUGCUGAAUUUUCCGAAGGUGCAUUGGAGGUUUGCAUGUGAGGAAAUGCUGCUUGCAGGAAAUCAUGUUGUUUGUACUUAAACUUUCUGGCCGUGGUUGUUGCUUAUAUCGGAACGGCACUCUGUGCUCCUUGUGGACUGGAUGUAAAUAAAUCGUGAAAAUUCUAAAAACAACAUUAUUCCGUCUGUUGCGUGCAAACGCUCUGUAUCUGUAAAAGCAUCUUGUUGUCUUGCUGCUGUAUCCGUUGUACUUGUAAGUUGUAUGUACACGAAUCUGAAUUCGCUGACGCGUGCCACUUGUUGAAGUAAUUUUUUAUUUUUUUGCUUAUAUCUAUAUAGAUAUAGACACAGAUAUAAAUAUAUGUAAA